Trichophyton rubrum CBS 118892 is the source of this 663-nucleotide messenger RNA. RefSeq lists its product as uncharacterized. The transcript has 2 exons. The record is from RefSeq and is a predicted model, not a curated record. Lineage: Eukaryota; Fungi; Ascomycota; Eurotiomycetes; Onygenales; Arthrodermataceae. Bases 1 to 663 code for a protein of 220 amino acids.
AUGAAGAAAAUGCGAAGAUAUUUCCUCCUUACGCUCUUACUCCUAUACCUAACUGUGGGAGCCACAUGUUCUACCUCGUCGGACCGCAGCGAUUUUCCCCAAAGAGUAGCGGAUGUGGAUUUUGCUGAUUCUGUGGCCGCCUACUUACGACGCAAUCUUGAUGGUAACCCGCUUCAAAAUCUAAUCCCGAAGAACUUCCUCUACUCCAUAUCUAUGGAUGGCCAGCCGGUCUUUGGACCGCAAGGCCAAAGACGUCGAGCUAAGAGAUUUUCGCCGAGUAUUAAGCAAAGCCCUAUUAAAAAUAUCAUCAGCAUGGAGAGCAUUAUCCUGCUACUACAUGUUAUUGGGGCAGCAGAAAGCGCAGAGCAGGUCACCAAGCUAUGCGAGACGGUGAAUUUCAAACGGAUUACAGACAACGGGCUAGAUGGUGCGAUGCUUGAAUCGAUGAUAUGCAAACGAAACGACCUUGAAUUUUACAUUCCGGCAAACUCGGACGCAGUAAAAGAGCUGCUGUCAACGUGGUAUAUGGGGUUAUGGAUGCAAAUACUUUAUGUUGCAUUUGCAGGGCAUUACCCAGACCUGUGCAAGAUAUUCGAAACGAAGAAGAUGUCUAUCAUAAAUAUGAACGGGACGUUUUUGGAACAAAUACUGUGCUCUUUGUAG